Molecule: messenger RNA, 490 nt
Organism: Centruroides sculpturatus (bark scorpion)
Lineage: Eukaryota; Metazoa; Arthropoda; Arachnida; Scorpiones; Buthidae
Product: golgin subfamily A member 2-like
Exons: 3
Coding region: 1-387 (128 amino acids)
Source: RefSeq, a predicted model, not a curated record
AUGUAUCAUGAAUCUUCAAGUUUAAAAACUGCAAAAGAAGCAAAUACGACUGAUCUCUACAGUCUGAAACUUCUCAAACCCAAUACUAAUACAGAUGAAGUUUCAUCAAGUGAAAGUCUUAGACAAAUUACACAACAAAUAAAUGGUCUGAUGUCACAAACUCAUGCAUUAUUAAAUGGAAGUGUGGAAACAAGUACUACACCAAAUUCCAAUAAUUCUGAACUAGAAAGGCGAAAUCAAGAACUUGCAGUUCUUUUAGAUAGUCAUCGCCAAGCCAAUGAACAGUUACAGUUUCAAUUACAAGAAUUAGUAAGAGACCUUGUAUUAUUUUUAUAUUUAAUUUUGAUUUCUCGUUAUAAUAUAGAAUCCUGUAGCAUAAAACAUUGAAUAACAACAGAAAUCUGCUUUAUUGGAUCUCACUUAAAUUGAAUAAUAGUUUUUCUAGUACUUUCAGGCAACUGAGCCUAUUGUCAAGAGGUAAGCCAUCUUA